UGCGCCAGAGGGCGCUGUGGUGCAGUGACCGACUCAUUGCGCUCUCGUGGUGCUGUCAGCAAUCUGCUUAGAGAAGCUAUGGCAAAUCGACAUGAAGUUCAUUUCUGUAACGUGAUGUGUGUUUAAUCUAGAGUCAGGAUUGUUUCUUUAGACAUGUCUUUCUGGAACCAGUUGUGUGACCACGGAGAGGAGGAUAGAAACUGAACAUCGCCCUCUGCUGGUCAACUCGUACAGCACAGUUUGAGUUUAACGUCAAAUAACUGCCACUGUUAUCAAGUCAAGUCAAGAAGCUUUUAUUGUCAUUUCAGCCAUAUAUAGCUGUUACAGUACACAGUGAAAUAAGACAACAUUCCUCCAGGAUCAUGGUGCUACAUAGAACAAAGACAGAGCUAAGAAGGGCUUAAGUUGGUCCUAGUCACAUAAAGUGCAUCUGUGCAAAUUGGUGCAAACAGUGCAGGACAAGACAGAAAGACAGUGCAGGACAAAAGACACAGAGGCGGUGCACGACACAGAGAAGGUGCAGGACAAAAGACAAAAAGACAGUCUGAUCAUUUUUUUUCACGUUAAUGGGUAUAGUAUAUAUAUUAAUAAUAUGCACACAUCAAACAACACUACUGUUCAACCACAGCGUUAGUAUUUUGCAGGUUGGUAUCACCUCAUGUUUACAUGCAUUCUUUAGUAACAAGCCUUUAUGAGGUUAAAAUUCUCAGUGAGACCCAGCAUGAAACACAGCUCUUAUCUAAACGUCUUUGUUCAUGCUAGCUGGUCUGAGUGAUGACAUGCCACAAUGUACAUUGCCUAACUAAUGUUUUCUCUCCUCUCUUUUCACCAUAUUACCCCACAAUUCUGCUAAAUCAAAUUAAAAAGUCUUAAACUGAACUUAUAAGCUUAUAAACUCAACAUAUAAGCUGUUUCAGGAAACUUAAACAAUUCACACCUUCAAGUAUGAAUAGACAACUUCUUAUUUCCUGAUUCUGAUGACAUUUCACUAACACUUUUUGCUGUGAAAGUGUGUGAGAGACUCACUUUGGUCUUGCUGCUAUUGGACACGCAUCACUAUGGGAAGAGCCAUCUUGUUUUGCAGGUCCUCACUGCUGAUCUUCACCCUGUUUUUCAGUGGCAUUGUUUCAGACAGUGGCUCUGUCAUCAGGAAACAGGGUUUUUCAGUAGUGUGGAACAUGCCUACUUCAAAAUGCCAGCGUGUGUUUGACGUUUCACUGCCCCUGCGCCAGCAUGGCAUCAUAUACAAUGCAGAACAGAGAUUCAAAGGUGAAAACAUAAGUCUUUUUUAUGAAUGCCAACUUGGUUUGUAUCCAUAUAUCAGUCGUGAGGGCUUGAGUGUGAAUGGCGGGGUUCCUCAGAAGGGCAAUCUUGGCAGACACCUUGCACUAUCAGAGGAACAGAUCCGAGGGCUUCUACAGAAUAGUUUCAGCGGGUUGGCUGUGGUGGACUGGGAGAAGUGGGAUCCUCAAUGGAUCCGCAACUACGGAACCCGACACGCCUACAUUGAUCUGUCUAAGCAACUGGUAAGAGAGAAGCAUCCAGAUAUGUCUGAGGAGGAAGUAACAUCAUUGGCAAUGACUGAGUUUGAGAAAGCGGCACGGUCCUACAUGGAAGAAACGCUGAAACUCGGAGUUGAGGCUCGUCCCAAGGGAUUGUGGGGGUUUUAUGGAUACCCUGGUUGCUAUAAUGACCAGAGGACAGUAGAUAGUGAGUACACUGGGCAGUGCAAACCUAGAGCAGUGGCACUGAAUGACAGAUUGUCAUUUUUAUGGCAGCAGUCCACAGCACUCUACCCAAGUGUGUAUGUGCACCUCAAUCUAGCGGGACACCCAAACACACGACUUAUGGUAAGACACCGUGUGUUAGAGGCAUUCCGAGUGGCAUCACAGCAUGGACGUGGAUCUCCACAACUUCCUGUUCUACCUUAUGCUAGAGUGGCUUUUACCAGAACACUGACGUUCUUAAACCAGACUGAUCUGGAGAACACACUUGGUGAGGUUGCAUCUUUAGGUGCGACGGGUGUAGUGUUAUGGGGUGAAAUGGCGUUUGCCAAGUCCAAGCAACAGUGUGUUCUUCUUCGGGACUAUAUCCGCUCCGUGUUGGGUGUGUACGUGGACGCUCUGCAUCGGGGUGUGGCACAUUGCAGCAAGAGUAUGUGCAGUGCAAAAGGUCGCUGUGUGAGACGCAACCCUCAUUCCGGUCACAUGAUUGCUCAGCUCGACACUAGCAGAAAAUUUGACCAUGAUCUUAGGGCAAACUUCAAAUGUGUGUGUUUUGAAGGAUGGAGUGGAGAGAGGUGUGAGAACUUCAUGGAUGUGAAGUGAACCCAGUGCUUGUGCCACUUCAAUGUCCUUUCUUAAAUUUUGAAUUCUGAAAGAUGUAAUUUUACAUAGUGUAAUAAAUCAGUUCCAGCGCAA
Tachysurus fulvidraco (yellow catfish) is the source of this 2420-nucleotide messenger RNA. RefSeq names its product hyaluronidase 3 (gene hyal3). The record is from RefSeq and is a predicted model, not a curated record. Gene Ontology annotation, molecular function: hyalurononglucosaminidase activity. Gene Ontology annotation, cellular component: acrosomal vesicle. The transcript has 5 exons. Lineage: Eukaryota; Metazoa; Chordata; Actinopteri; Siluriformes; Bagridae. Bases 1059 to 2327 code for a protein of 422 amino acids. Gene Ontology annotation, biological process: carbohydrate metabolic process; hyaluronan catabolic process.